ACCAUGCCCGACUCGCCGGCCGACGUCAAGACGCAGCCCAGGUCCACGCCGCCCAGCAUGCCGCCGCCGCCGCCGGCCGUCACGCAGGGAGCCACACGCCACCCCUCCUUCACGCCCAGCACCAUGAUGAACGGCAGCAGCCACUCGCCCACCGCCAUCAACGGGGCCCCGUCCACCCCCAACGGCUUCAGCAACGGGCCGGCCACCUCCUCCACCGCCUCCCUCUCCACCCACCAGCUCCCGCCGGCCUGCGGCGCCCGCCAGCUCAGCAAGCUCAAGCGCUUCCUCACCACCCUGCAGCAGUUCGGCAACGACAUCUCGCCCGAGAUCGGGGAGCGGGUGCGCACCCUCGUCCUGGGGCUCGUGAACUCCACGCUCACCAUUGAGGAGUUCCACGCCAAGCUCCAGGAGGCCACCAACUUCCCGCUGCGGCCCUUCGUCAUCCCCUUCCUGAAGGCCAACCUGCCGCUGCUGCAGCGCGAGCUGCUGCACUGCGCCCGCAUGGCCAAGCAGAGCCCGGCGCAGUACCUGGCCCAGCAUGAGCAGCUGCUGCUGGACGCCAACGCCUCCUCUCCCAUCGACUCCUCCGAGCUGCUCCUGGAGGUCAGCGAGAGCGGCAAGAGGAGGACACCAGACAGGACCAAAGAGAACGGUUUGGACCGCGACCCCCUGCACCCCGAGCACCUCAGCAAGCGGCCGUGCACCAUGAGCCCCGCGCAGCGCUACAGCCCCAGCAACGGGCUGAGCCACGCGCCCAACGGGCUGCCGCCCCCCGCCGCCCCCCUGCCCCAGCACUACCGCCUCGAGGACAUGGCCAUGGCGCACCACUACCGCGACGCCUACCGCCACGCCGACCCCCGGGAGCUCCGCGAGCGCCCGCGGCCCGCCGCGGUGCACGGGGCGCGCCAGGAGGAGGUGAUCGACCACCGGCUCACCGACAGGGAGUGGGCGGAGGAGUGGAAGCACCUCAACAACCUGCUGAACUGCAUCAUGGACAUGGUGGAGAAGACGCGCCGGUCGCUGACGGUGCUGCGGCGGUGCCAGGAGGCCGACCGCGAGGAGCUCAACCACUGGAUCCGGCGCUUCAGCGAUGCCGAGGACAUGAAGAAAGGCAGCCCCCCCUCCGCCCGCCCCCACAACAGCUCCUCCAGCUCCGAGGCACCCCAGUUAGACGCUCACCGGGACUUCGCACCGCGGCCCCUCUCCGGUUACAUGCCCGAGGAGAUCUGGAGGAAGGCUGAAGAAGCUGUGAACGAGGUGAAGCGUCAGGCCAUGUCCGAGCUGCAGAAGGCCGUGUCGGAUGCCGAGCGCAAAGCCCACGAGCUGAUCACGACGGAGCGAGCCAAGAUGGAGCGAGCCCUGGCCGAGGCCAAGCGCCAGGCUUCGGAGGACGCCCUGACCGUCAUCAAUCAGCAGGAGGACUCGAGCGAGAGCUGCUGGAACUGCGGGCGCAAAGCGAGCGAGACCUGCAGCGGCUGCAACACCGCCCGCUACUGCGGCUCCUUCUGCCAGCACAAGGAUUGGGAGAAGCACCACCACGUCUGCGGGCAGACUCUGCAGGGGCUGCCGGCCCCCGCCACCGCCCCGACCGCCGGCGUGGGGCUGCCGGUGGGUUCGGCGCAGCCCGAGGGGGUGCCCCCCAUGGCCAGCAGCCCCAGCGAGACGGGCUCGGGGGCCGCAUCCCGCGCCGGCACGCCGGCCACCCCGGCCCCGCUGGAGAGCGCGUCCCGCUGA
Molecule: messenger RNA, 1734 nt
Organism: Cygnus atratus (black swan)
Lineage: Eukaryota; Metazoa; Chordata; Aves; Anseriformes; Anatidae
Gene: CBFA2T3
Product: CBFA2/RUNX1 partner transcriptional co-repressor 3
Exons: 10
Coding region: 4-1734 (576 amino acids)
Biological process (GO): DNA-templated transcription; negative regulation of DNA-templated transcription
Cellular component (GO): nucleus
Molecular function (GO): transcription corepressor activity
Source: RefSeq, a predicted model, not a curated record